AUGGAGAUUACCAGUUUGAAGCAAGAGAACCACGACGCAGUAAUAGAGGGAUAUCAAUACUUGGAACCUCAGUUAGUCAGGUUUCGAAUGAUUGAAUUCAAAUUCUUGUAUUAGCUCAAUAGGUUAGAUUAACUAUAGAAGAUUCUAACUUUUCCUAAUGGAGACCAAGUUAGCAAGGCUUCAGAUACCUUUAAUGGAAUAAAAGCAGAAACUGAUCUGAUAUGA
Molecule: messenger RNA, 225 nt
Organism: Stylonychia lemnae
Lineage: Eukaryota; Ciliophora; Spirotrichea; Sporadotrichida; Oxytrichidae
Source: the annotation of a GenBank genome assembly